Molecule: messenger RNA, 1779 nt
Organism: Candidula unifasciata
Lineage: Eukaryota; Metazoa; Mollusca; Gastropoda; Stylommatophora; Geomitridae
Source: the annotation of a GenBank genome assembly
AUGCUCUAUGUGAUGAGGCUAGGGACAUGGUCCGUGUGGACACUGGUCAACAGCUGCUACUGUUUGUUAAUCCUGGUCGGAAAACUCAUACAGAGCAUUGUGUUUGGGGAACUACGCGUCAUCGAACAGCAGCAUCUGAAGGACAAGUUUUGGAACUUUGUCUUCUACAAGUUCAUCUUCAUCUUUGGAGUCAUGAACGUGCAGAGCAUGGACGAGGUGGUCUUGUGGGUGGCCUGGUUCUCCGGCCUAGGCUUCCUGCAUUUGUUGACCCAGUUGUCCAAGGAUAGAUCAGAAUAUUUGUCGUACUCGCCGGCCACACCGUGGUCAGCACAUGUCAAGCUACUGUCGCUGCUGGUGGUGAUCCUGCUGCUGUGUCUGGCACUGCUGGUUGGCUGCGUCUGGGUGGCCAUCAACGUCAGCUUCACCAUCUUUACGUUUCUAGCUGCAGAGAGUGUACUAGUGAUGCUGAAGAGUUCCUAUGUAGUUGUUCGUUACCUGAUCCAGCUGUGGGACAUGAGCCUGGAGGGCGUCUGGGAGGGUCGCUCUGUCUACCUCUACUACACCGAGCUGUUGUUUGAGCUGGUCAUCCUUGGAGUGGACUUUGCUCACCAUCUGCACAUGCUGCUGUACGGUAACAUAUUCCUGAGUAUGGCCAGCCUAGUGAUCUGUAUGCAGCUUAGGUUCCUUUUCUACGAGUUCCAGCGUCGCAUCCGUCGGCACAAGAAUUACCUUCGGGUUGUCAAGGACAUGGAGUCAAAGUUUCCCAUGGCCACACAAGAAGACCUGGAGCAGAACGCGGAUGAUUGUGCUAUUUGCUGGGAGAAAAUGAAUGCUGCUAGGAAGCUACCUUGUGGGCAUCUGUUUCAUAACUCAUGCUUACGAUCGUGGUUGGAACAGGACACCUCAUGUCCUACAUGUCGUACAGCUCUGAGUGAAACAGGAAGGAGGGAACGGCAGGAGGCUGGGCAGCCAAGAGGAGCUAACCUCGCUGAUGCUGUUGUAGCUCAAGCUAACCAGCAGACUACAAACCACUUCUUUCAUUUUGAUGGCUCCAGGUAUGUGAGCUGGCUGCCGAGCUUCUCUGUAGAGGUGACCCACACGAACCUGAUGCCGGGUCAACAGGCUCACGCCACGCAGACCUCCCAGCUGGACAACAUGGCUCGAGAAGUUCAGAUCGUGUUUCCCAGCAUCCCUCAGUCUGUAAUCAUGGAGGAUCUACGUCUGACCCGCUCUGUGGACUUGACCAUUGAUAAUAUUCUAGAAGGUCGCAUUAUUGUGCCCCAGGUUGUUUUUUUGUGUGUGUAUAUUUCUGACUGUAACAAAAGUUUUGCACUUUGCUGCUUGUUUCAGAGUUUGCCCAGUCUGACAUCUGGAUCCAGUGUAGAGAGUCAACAGUUUGGGGCUCAGUCUCUCCCUAGCCUGGAUCAGGAUCUCCAAGUUGAGGCUGAGGCAGCCACAGACCACAGAGAAGUCCAAGAUUCUGUCACCCCGAAUGUGACCUCUGGUAGCCGGUUCUCCAAGUCUGCUUCCGAGAGGAUGAACAUGUUGGAGCAGCGGAAACAGGUCAUGUUGGAGCAAGCCAGACGAGCCUACCAGGCAAGUCAGGACCGAAUGUUGUCUGCGGAACUGUCUUCUUCACAGCUCACAGAUCCUGACUUUGAUGACCCGGAAAGUUCCUCUCACCAGAAUAAUAAUUCUGACGAAGAUGUGCGGGUGAGAAGACGAGCAUUACUGCUUGAAGCCACACAGCGGCGGUUGGAUCAAAACUCCAGUUCUUAG